Messenger RNA from Aethina tumida (small hive beetle), 3318 nucleotides. RefSeq lists its product as uncharacterized. The record is from RefSeq and is a predicted model, not a curated record. The transcript has 9 exons. The coding region runs from base 33 to 3251 and encodes 1072 amino acids. Lineage: Eukaryota; Metazoa; Arthropoda; Insecta; Coleoptera; Nitidulidae.
GUCAACAAUGAAAGCCUCAAUCGCAUUAGAAAAUGGGUUUCAAACUGCUAGUUCUGUUUGCGAGCGUUUUCCUUGUUGCAAAUUCUUUGGUACACCAUGAAAGACACCAUGGAAAUCAUCAAGCGAAACAUCACAGUCAUUUAACCAAGACACAUCAUACAAAAAUCGAAAAUUCACACUGCGAAUGGGUAUGCAACGGAACCUCUUCAACAACUCCAAAUAAUUUAUCUACUGAAACAACCACUUCUGGUAACAGUGGUGGUUCUAGUGGUAGCACUGGGGAAAAUUCCAGUAGCGGAUCUGAAGGUGGAGGAAAUGGAUCAGGCAAUUCAUCUCCUAGCCGUGGUCCAGGAAAUUCAUCUACUGGAGUAACUCCUUCUGGAGAGGAUACAUCAGGUACAUCAGAAAGUUCAUCCAGUAGGCCAAGUCCUACUAACCCAAGUAGUUCUGGUCCAAAAACAACUAUCCCUGCUGGAGGAAACCCCAACACAGUUUCACCCAGUGGAGGAAAUGGAUCAGGUAAUUCAUCUCCUAGCCGUGGUCCAGGAAAUUCAUCUACUGGAGUAACUCCUUCUGGAGAGGAUACAUCAGGUACAUCAGAAAGUUCAUCCAGUAGUCCUAUUAACCCAAGUAGUUCUGGUCCAAAAACAACUAUCCCUGCUGGAGGAAACCCCAUCACCGUUUCUGGAGGUCCAUCUCAAAGUUCUAGCUCACCAGGUAAUCCCAGUACCUCUGGAUCUAACGGUUCAGGUACUGGCAAUGACAACAGUUCAAGUACUUCCAGUCCUUCGGGAGGUAACAAUGGAGGAUCUGAUACAACACAAAGUGGCGGAGGAAACAAUAAUAAUGGUAGCGGCCUCAAGCUUAAUGUAGUCUACAUCGUAGAAUCGGAACUAUUAGCCAUUUUCAAUCGUUCUGCCAAGGUGGCCUCAAUCUUGGACAUUAAGAACAAUAUAUCACUAGAUGUGAAUGCCAACAACAACAUUGGAUUUGUUUUGGAUGUGACCAACCAAAUCCUUUAUGAAAUUAAGAACAAUGAGAACCUUUGGAAUGGCAGCAUCUCUAUCGAAGCUUAUCUUAAAUCAUUAGGAUCUUUAUCUGGCGUCCUUCAGGAUGCUAAAAAAGAAAACAACAAAAUUGAUAUCAACAACAUCCCGAGUGAUAUUUUGUCAGAGUUGAACUCAAUUAGACUUCAACUUGGGGUAAGCCCUGACUAUUCAAUUGUUGAUAAGAUCCGCAGCGUAACAAUAAAUAUUGCUUUGCUGCACGGACCUUUAGGAGGUUCAUCCAAGAAUAACCUCAACAUAGUUAUUAAUGGAGGCCUAAUUUGGUUUACUAAUGUAAUUAUUGGCAUAAGUGGUGUUGUAAAUGGUUUGGACGGCGGUCUUAAUCCGAACACAUCCUUAGACUAUGGACGCCUCUUAAAUGAACCCAAUGGCAUAGCAAUUUUAACUGAACUAUUGUUGGAAAUUUCUCAACAUCAAGACAUAGGUUCUCUGGGAUUAAAAGCGAUUUCCGAUGUGUCCGGCUUGCUUCGUAUUCUUGUUGCAUUAACAGGUGGAAGAACUGAAGGAGUGGAUGGAAUUAUUAAUAUUGCUUAUCAAAUAGAUUUGUUAGUUAAUGGACACGGAUCUUUGGAUAAUCUUAUUACAAGUCUCAUUCAGGCUAUACAACCAACAAGGAUAGCACAGGAAGUUCAAGAAUUUCAACAAACUUUGCAAGAACUUUUGAAAUUAGUCACACAAUUGUCACAAAAGGGAAAUUCAGAUGGUCUUCAGAGACUUCGUCAAAUUAUACAACAGAUUGCCGGCGGUUCCUGGUCAUCAAAUGGCAUUAACAUCUCUGCUAUUAUUAAACAAUUAACUCAAGGCAAUGGUGGACUAGAAAUAAUCAUUAGGGUUCUACAAUCGCUUGGUCCAAAUAUCGUUGGAUCCGACCAUGGAAUUAAUGGUUUAAUUCAAGUUAUCAUCAAAUCUUUAAAUGGAACUUAUGGCCAGCAAAUAUUGAAUAACCUUAUUCCUGGAAUUAACCUAGGCAGUUUGAACCCAGCCAAUAUUCUUCAAUCAAUCGAAAAGGCCGGAAACUUAUCAGGCGGUAUUGGUGAGAUUUCUAAGAUUCCAGUAAUUGGUCAAAUCGUAAAACAAAUCCAGAAUUCAUUUAAUGGAUCUUUGAACCUCGGCAAUAUCUUAAAUAUAACAGGAAUAGAGAACGCAUUCAAGAAUCCUUUGAACAUCAUCAACCAAUUUGGACAAGGAAUUGAAAAUGGCAUCGGUAGCAUCUUGAAUAUUACAAAUAAUAUUAUUCCCCAUAUCCCUGGAAUCCCCAACUUUGGCAGUAUUUUCCCUGGUUUGCCUAAUAUUUUCGGUGGUGGUAAUGGAAAUUCAGGAGAAAGUGGUGGUUCUAGCGGAAAUGAUGGUUCAAGUGGAAAUGGCGGUGCAAGCGGAAACGGCGGCGCAAGUGGAAACGGCGGCGCAAGUGGUAGCGGCGGUGCUAACGGAAGCGGCGGUGCUAGUGGUAGCGGCGGUGCUAGCGGAAGCGGCGGUGCUAGCGGAAGCGGCGGUGCUAGCGGAAGCGGCGGUGCUAGCGGAAGCGGAAGCGGCGGAGCAAGCGGAAGCGGAAGUGGUAGCGGAAGCGGCGGUGGAAGCGGAAGCGGCGGUGGAAGCGGAAGCGGCGGUGCAAGCGGAAACGGCAGUGCAAGUGGUAGCGGUAGCGGUGGUGUAAGCGUAGGUGGAGAAGGCAGCGUCAGUGGCGGUGGAUCCAUUAGCGGAGGAUUACAUGGCGGAAUAUCAGUUCAUGGCAGUGGAGGCUUAACAGGUUCUGAUUUUAAUUGGUCCUUUGAUGGAGGAUUACCAUUCCCAAUUAUCGGAGGAGGUGGCAGCGGCAGUGGAAGCGGCAGUGGAAGCGGCAGCGGAAGCGGUGAAGGUGGAUUCCAUUUUGGAUUUAAAAAACAUCACGGAAAACAUGCCGAACAUGCUAAAGAACACCAUUCAGUCCAUGGAAAGGCACACCACAACAAACAUGCUGAACAUGAAUCCGAAGUGCACAACAUUCAUCCAAGCCUCCAACACCACGAGAAAGCCCACCAUCAUUUGAAACAUGACCAUUCUCACCACGAGAAGACCCACCAUCACGAGAAGGCUUCGCACCAUGAAACCCAUCAUGAAAAGGCUCACCAUGAAGCCCAUCAUGAAAAGGCUCACCAUGAAGCUAAACAUCAUGGACAACCACUUCGUGAAAUGGAUUUAAUAUAAAUAUUUUGUUAUUGAAUUUAUACUGUUUUAGCGUGUGUUUUGAAUAAACGGUUUGAUCAUGCAAUAA